Messenger RNA from Cucumis melo (muskmelon), 1574 nucleotides. Its product is annotated as upstream activation factor subunit UAF30-like. Lineage: Eukaryota; Viridiplantae; Streptophyta; Magnoliopsida; Cucurbitales; Cucurbitaceae. Gene Ontology annotation, cellular component: nucleus. The record is from RefSeq and is a predicted model, not a curated record. The transcript has 7 exons. Bases 213 to 1316 code for a protein of 367 amino acids.
UUCUUCUUCUUCUUCUUCUUCUUCUUCUUCUUCUUCUUCUUCUUCCCCAAUCUCCCAUCUGUUCUUCACCCAAAGCUUUUUCUUAUUCAAAGCCAAAGCCAAAGGCACACGCCACACGCCACACGCCACGAACACUGUACCCUCAGCUCCAAUUCCUACCCAAUCUUCCACGUUUUUCCCUUCUUCCAUUAAAAAUUGUGGAUUACCCAACAAUGGUUUCCGACUCGGAGCUCAUCGGCCGGCUCCGAGACUUUCUUCGCAAUUCCGACCUCAAUACCACCACUACUGCUAUCGUCCGCCGUAAGCUCGAGGAAGACUUCGGCAUUGAUUUGUCUGAUAAGAAGCGGUUUAUUAGGGAACAGGUCGACUUGUUUCUCCAGACUGAACAUGAGAAAGCCGUGGAAGAAGGUUAUGGCCAUUGCGAGGAAGUCGAACAGGAAGAUGGAGAUGAAAAUUUGAAGAUGGAAACGGAGGAUGGAGAUAGUGAAGACGGAGAUAACGACGAUGAAGACGAUGAAAAGGGUAAAACGAGUUCUGACAAGGCGAAGAAAAGAGGGGGUGGUUUUAGCAAGUUAUGUAGCCUUUCACCACAACUGCAGGAAUUUAUUGGAGCAACCGAAAUGGCAAGGACUGAGGUUGUUAAACAACUGUGGAACCACAUUAGAGAGAACAAUUUGCAAGACCCCAGUAAUAGAAGAAAUAUUCUCUGUGAUGAACCGUUAAAAGCACUCUUUGGUGUCAAUUCCAUCAACAUGUUUCAAAUGAAUAAAGCUCUAUCAAAGCAUAUUUGGCCUUUGGAAUCAAAUGAUGUUAUUCCAGCCAAAUCAAGUCAGAAAGAAAAGCAACAAAAGGAGAAGCAGCCAAAGGAGAAGCCACAAAAGAAGCGACAGAAGCAAGGGAAAGAAGAAGAUUCAGAUGACUCUGCAAGAGAGGAUAAGCGGCAAAAGAAAGGGAAAUCUGGUUUUCUUGCUCCUCUUCCACUUUCGGAUGCUCUGGUUGCAUUUCUGGGUACUGGAGAGGAUGCAUUGCCUCGCUCUGAUGUAGUGAAAAGAAUGUGGGAUUACAUUAAGCAAAAUAACCUUCAGAAUGGGAAAAGUGGUGGAGGCAAUAUGAGGGUUGACGUGGUUUUGUUAUUAUGCAAAGUAGCAAAGGUGAAAACUAAAUCCAACCUUUGUUGGUGGAACAAGGAACUUUUCAGAAACAUUCAUCCUCAAAUGGUUGAUUUAUCAAAUUCCAUUGAUGAUUUAUCAAACUACAAGAUGGAUUGCGAGGAAAUCUAUGAAGAAACUAAAGCAUACAAGAACGGACCCUUCUGACAAAAGGAGAAUAAUUUGUGACGAGAGGCUAAAAGAACUCUUCGAUGUCGAUUCCUUUAAUGGGUUCACUGUUUCGAAACUCCUGGCCACGCAUUUUAUAAAGAUGAAACAGUAAGUUUCUCCUACACGUUGUCUUUGUUGAUGCAAGAGAAUCUAGAAUUUUGCUUGAGAUAGUUUUAGUGGUCUCUUCUUUGUGUGUUAUUCUCUGGAAUUCACCAACAAGGCAAUGGAAAAUCUGUUUUUAUUGACCUUGUGUUA